This is a messenger RNA of Exophiala bonariae, 825 nucleotides long. RefSeq lists its product as uncharacterized. Lineage: Eukaryota; Fungi; Ascomycota; Eurotiomycetes; Chaetothyriales; Herpotrichiellaceae. The transcript has a single exon. Gene Ontology annotation, biological process: regulation of DNA-templated transcription. Bases 1 to 825 code for a protein of 274 amino acids. The record is from RefSeq and is a predicted model, not a curated record.
AUGCCCCCACCAACACACUACCUUCUGGCAAUUUUUCCAGGCUAUCAAUUGUUGGACCUCGCUGGACCCCUGGACAUCUUGAAUAUACUUUCACUGGUCAAGAGCGAAAUUCCGUUUACACUGACUAUCAUUGCGGAAACUCUGGAGCCUGUUCCAUCCAAGCCCAUCCCUCCAUCUUCUGCCAAAUGGUCAUACAACCUAGAAGCCGAGUUCCCUCAGACAAGUGGCAAAGUGAAUACGGGUUUCAACCAGUAUCUGCUUCCAGAUAUUACCUUCGGUCAGUUGGCUGAGACCCUAGAUGAUACUAGCAAACAAACGGGUCAUUUCAGUCCAGUUGACGUCCUACUCAUCCCUGGUGGGGUUGGAACUCGCCUGAAUCGUGUGCAAUCGGAUGGACACGCCAUUUCAAACGUGCGAGGAUUACUAGACUUCAUUCCCAAGAUUGCGCCUCACAUCGGAACCGCUAUCAUUACCGUUUGCACUGGUUCGGACGUGCUAGCGCAGACAGGACUCCUCGAGAACAGGCGAGCAACAACAAAUAUGUCACGCUAUCAAGAUGUGGUGGCUCGAAAUCCAGGUGUGAAAUGGCAGAAUUGGGCAAGAUGGGUGCGAAGCGUACCUGAUAAAUCCAAGGACCGUGCAAACAUCGAGAUCUGGACCUCGGCAGGUGUAAGUGCUGGAAUGGAUGUCGUUCUGGCCUUCAUUGGACAUAAUUAUGGCGGCGUGGAGCUGUCCAGAGAUUUGGCGAAAAGGCUGGAGUAUGACUGGAGAGAAAUACCAGAAGGUGAAAAGGAUCCGCUGUAUGAGAAACAUUGGGCUGCUUGA